This is a messenger RNA of Closterium sp. NIES-67, 1955 nucleotides long. Lineage: Eukaryota; Viridiplantae; Streptophyta; Zygnematophyceae; Desmidiales; Closteriaceae. The record is from the annotation of a GenBank genome assembly.
UGUCAGUGAUCGGUGCAAAAAGGUUUUGGCUGUUUCAGAACGUUACAGGAGAUUUAUAAUUCGGUUUCGUGACGCGUCAGCGGAUGUCAGCCCUCCAUUCCCUUCGUGCUCUAAAUCGACCGAGUCUCCCCACUCGUAGCGCAAUCACACCGCUCCGUCUCUAUUGGCAGUAGGUCCCCUGUUUCAUGGCUCCUACAAAACGUGCAGCGAAUGGGCAGCGCCAGGGCGUGGGAGGCGAUCCCACAACCGCACCGACCCUGGACCCCCCGUUCGUCCGGUGGAUGAAGGAGCAGCAGGCUGCUGAAGUCACCCGACGGCGAGACGCGAUGAGCGAUGGUGGCGACGAUGGCGACAACUGUGACGAGUCCGAUUCGGACGAUGACUACAGCCGGCAGCUAGUGGCGGCUGGGCCGCUACAAACGUCUCAAACGGAUCGAGUGGAAGGAGAGGCUGAAGCGGGGCGAGAGGACAGUGAAACGGAGGGAGAGGAUGAUGCUGCCGGGGAGGCGGGUGCGGGCGGCGGAGUAGCGGCGACGAGGAGGGUGUGGAGCGACUCGGAGAUGCUGGAGCUGGCGGCCGCCGUGCUCUACUGCCGCGAGAGCGGCGCCGUCACGCGCCGCGCUGGCGCCAAGGGCAGCGGUUACUGGCGGCAGGUGCGGCGCUUGAUCCGGCGCGGGAACCCCGCGUGGUCGCGGCUGCCGACGGCGAUGGCGCAGCAAUGGAAGCGGAUGAAAGCGAAAUACGACGACGUCCGGAUGAGGGAGGUGGCGAAGCAGACGACAGGGGGAAAUCAGGAGUCGAGAGGCGACGAUGAGCAAGUACGGGACGAGAAUCAGCAGGUGAAGGAUGCGGGUGGGCAGAUUGGGGACGCGGACGAGCAGCGGCAGAGAGGGUCUAAUAACGCGGCGGAUGAGCUGGUGCCUGGUAGCACAUCGGUGGGGACGGAAAGGAGGAAGGCAGGGGGGAAUCCGGAGUGGUAUGAGUACGUGGAUCUGUAUUACGGCACGGAGGUGAAGACGUUGAGUGGCGGUGGUGGGAAUGGCGCUGGCCGAGGAUCAGCUAGAGCCACUAGAGCAGGUGCAGCUAGAGCAGCAGCGCCACCUAGUGAGAUGCCCGCAUAUGCGUUCCCUGAAAGCAUCACUCCCCCAACGUGGCCGGACUCAACAGCAGCUACAGCCGCUGCAGCCGCUACAGCCGUCAGCAGUCUUCUACCGCUGACUGCUCCUGCCACGUCAGCAGUCUCUGCGUUUGCAGCCGGCGGGUCCGACAACUAUCUGCUGUCCCUGCAUAACAGGGUUGGCCGUGCCAGCGGCACCCCCACUCCUCAACUCACAGUUCCUCAGCCCACAGUUGAUGAGGCAGCAGGUUUCUGGGUGAGAGGAACAGCACAGGGGGGGGUGGCAGCACGGAAGGAGCGCAGACUGAGAAGGAGAUUAGGAAGGAGGGGGACGGAGAGGCAAAAGGGAGGUGCUAGGGUGCGACCAGGAGGGUCUAUUGCAGCGGCUUUGGGGGAGAGGGUGAAUGCUGCCAUGGGUGCUGCUGUGAGGAACGCGUGUGCUCAGUUUGAAGAGCUGACCCGCGAGUUGCUGGCGAAUGCAUGUGCUCAAUUCGAGGAACUAUCCAAAGAACUGGCGGAAAGCGCCUGUGCCGAGUUGGACGAAAUCCUGGCAGAGUCUGUGAUGCACGGCCACGAUGCUACCCGUAAAAGGCGCAGGAGGUAGCUGAAUAACGACUCAUCAGAUCUCAUGGCAGUAGGGGUCGUGGAAGCUGGCACGCACUAUGAUGUCUGGCCAAGGUUCUAACCCUAAGGUUUAGUGGUGGGAUAUGGAAAGGCAUGUGGGAUGUGAUAGUGUGGUAGAGUGGAGGGGACACUUACCACCUUAGUUGAUGUAUCUGCUCUGCUGGUUUGUAUAAUUGUUUUUAACGAUCUGGUGGUAUCUCCCGGGUUGCUUCAC